CCUAGUAAUGUCAAACUUGGCAGAAAUUUACUCCUAUUUAGGGAAUAAAAAACAUGAUACUCCUAUUUUGGAAUUUCAAAACUUUUUUACUCCUAUUUAGAGAAUUUACUCGAAGACGGUUCCACAAACUCCACAACACAAUGGUGUAGCCGAAAGAAUGAACAGAACCAUUGUGGAGAAAGUUCGUUGCAUGUUGAGUACGGCUAAACUACCGAAGCCAUUCUGGGGUGAAGUUGUGCUGACAACUUGUUAUCUUAUAAACAUGUCACCUUCUGUUCCUUUAAACUUUGAAGUGGCAGAGAAGAAAUGGGCAAGAAGAGAUGUUUCUUACUCUCACUUGAAAGUGUUCGGGUGCAAGGCAUUUGCACAUGUGUCCAAGGAGUUGAGACAGAAGCUUGAUCUCAAAUCAAAUCCAUGCAUUUUCAUCGGCUAUGGAGAUGAAGAAUUCGAAUACCGAUUGUGGGAUCCCGAAGUGAAGAAAGUUAUACGAAGCAGAGAUGUUGUAUUUCAUGAAAACGAGUUUCAUGAGUGUGCUCCAAUAAUCCGCAAACAACAUACUCCAGAAGACGAAGUCCCUGUAUCAUCAAACAUUCCUCUCAGCAACGAGGAGAUGUAUGAUACUACUGAGCAAGAGAGUGAUGGUUCAGUAGGUAAUGAUGAUGAUCACAGUGAUGAUAUUCCUCAGCAGGGGGAGCCUUCAUCUGAAGACGAAGCUGAAGGUACUCAUGUUCGACGUUCUAUGCGAGGCAUAGUUCCACAGAGAAAGUAUUCCACAUCCGAAUGGAUACUUGUUGCCAGUGAGGGGGAGCCAGCGAGCACCGCAGGAACGAGAGAAAUAAAGAAAAAAGUGGAGGGGGGGAUUUGUAGAGAAUUUCCAACUUCUUUCUUGGAAGUUGCCAAGAGGCAUCUCACACCUUCUUGGAAGGAGCUCUCCAACAAAUGAAAAUGGGAAGAAGAUAUGGAGAAGAUGGAAGCACUACCUCUUGUCUCCAAACCAGCCCUAUAAAUAGGGAGUGUAUUGUUGCUCAUUAUCAUCAGUUUAGAAAGUGAGAAAAGUGUGUAACAAGUGAAAUACACUUAGAGUAGAAGUGUAUUGGUGAUGAUUGGUUUUUUGUAAUAGUUGAGUGUGAGAGUUUGUUCCUCCUAUUGUAAUUCUGUUUUUGAUAUUGAAUAGAAGAAUUUUCCAAUCCUAACAACUAAAUUAUAAAACAAAUGGAAUAUUUAAGAUAUGUAUAUAUAAUCGUAGUAGAUAUGUAGAAUAGAUAAAAUUGAAACUGGAACACAUUACUUAGGGAAAACUGUCA
Messenger RNA from Cuscuta europaea, 1304 nucleotides. The record is from the annotation of a GenBank genome assembly. NCBI's taxonomy places the organism in Eukaryota, Viridiplantae, Streptophyta, Magnoliopsida, Solanales, Convolvulaceae.